AUGACGAUUCCGGCGCCUUGGUGUGCUCGUUGCAGGCUAUUUUUUUUUUAUUCCCAUCCGCAAAUGCCCCCUUUUUUCGCUGCCGUGAACUCUAAAGGCAGCUAUCUAGCACGACUCUCGUUAUAUAUAUAUAUAUAUAUGUAUGUGUAUGUGUGUACUUGUGUCCAGUGGAUGUGUGCUCGCACUUGUUUCCCGCGCUUUCGCACGUUUGAAGUUGCUGAGUUGCCACUUUUUAAAUGCCCUCUUCUUCUUCCAUUUUGCACAUCGUUUGGGUGUUUCUCGCCUCGCCCCCGCAGCGAAGAGGACUUCUGGCCGGGGGGGGGGGGGACUGGCAAGGGAUGGAGCCGAAGGAGUGGAAGCAGGUUGAGAGAAGCGUCCAGGAGACGGUGGCGGAUGCGAAUUCGCCGACGGCGCAGCGUUUUAUCCGUGAGUCCUUCAAAAAGAACAAAUUUGCCAGUGCCCUGA
Trypanosoma conorhini is the source of this 465-nucleotide messenger RNA. RefSeq lists its product as uncharacterized. The record is from RefSeq and is a predicted model, not a curated record. The coding region runs from base 1 to 465 and encodes 154 amino acids. The transcript has a single exon. NCBI's taxonomy places the organism in Eukaryota, Euglenozoa, Kinetoplastea, Trypanosomatida, Trypanosomatidae.